CUCGGUUGUCUGAUGUCGAUUUCACUUCAUACCUUCUCAGUAUAAGUGGAGUGGUUGUCUGGUUCCGAAGCACUCAAGAUGGCAGAGCCGACACUGGUGGCCAAGAUCGACUCCUUGGUAAUGGACCUUCUGGCCGACUGGAACACCUACACCACUCUUAUUGCGGGUGCCAUUGCAGCCUUUGUCUUGUUUUCCAUCGUCUCAUCAAAAGAUCCUGACCUUCAUCCGUACUUGCUUGCCCGACAGGCGAGUUCGUCACCCGUACGAAAUCCUGGCGAAUCUGCCAAAUAUAGAAGUCUCGAGACGCCUUACGAUUUCCCACUCCGAUCAGGGUUGAAUGUGAAGGAUCCGGAUACCCCAAAGUGGACAAGUGGUAGAAGAGGAGAUCUGCGUGAUAUUUGGAAGACUGCAGUGCGUGGAACUGUGAGCGAAGACGGCACUCGGAAGCAAGGAAAGAUCUAUACUGUGCUUGGGAGACAUGUCACCGAACGCAGCUUCGAGGAUGUUACGGAGGACAUCAAUGUGAUUGGGAAAUUCAUUGAAAAAACUGCGGCGAAAACUGUAGCUAUUUGUCUGACAGACUCGGUUGAGCUACUUGUGGCUAUAUUCGCUGGUGCCUUUUACGGCUUCAAGGUGGCUCUUAUUCCCCACAAUCUUGCCUCCGAAGUUCUGUCUGCGCAUCUACGCAAAGCGCAGGCUGAUAUUCUAAUUGCUGAAGCUGGUGCUCUUGACCUGAGCAUUAUAGCCAACGAUAGCAAGGAGCUGUCCCAUGUCAUCUGGGUUGCCAAGGAUGGAAGCAGGCACAUGGCUUGGAACCAGCUACCACCGGGUGUUAGAGCUGACUUGAAGGUUGCUGUUUGGCAUGAGCUAGUUGAAGAAAAGAGAGACCUGGGUGGACUCGAGGUUCCUAGCUGGGAUCCCAAGACUCCAUCUUCUCCAUUGUCUACCCUCCAACCGUCAUCGGGAGAUACCUCAGAGUUCAUCGACUACCAGCCAGAGAACUUGGCAUCUGCCAUAGGUGCAUUAAUCUCUUGCUUGCCUGCUGGCCAACGAUUUGGCAGUGGCGAUCUCGUUCUCUCAAUCGAUUCCCUCUCGAGACUGUAUCCACUGUGCCAGAUAUUUGCAGCACUUUAUUCAAAUGCUUCUAUCGCGCUCAAUUCCGUUACCGGGGAUACUUCCAAUUUCGCACUUGCUACGGUCGGUGUAUCUCCGACGGUUGUCAUUACUUCGUCUCGCACCGUCUCCCAGUAUCACAAGAGAUUUAUGCGUCCUAAUACUGGGAUUAUCUCUAAAUUCGCUCGUUGGAUCCAAAUACGGAGUUUGGAUGCCGGAGUUAUGUCAUCACAUAACUUGUUAAGUCAACUUGCCACUGCUGGACCUACAGCCGAGCUAUCUCUUAACAAACUCCGCUUACUAUGCAUUUCCCAUCGAGCUGGUGAUAGCUCUGAGAACUGUUUAACUUCUGAGCAGUUGACCGACCUGAGGAUCUUCACUGGUGCUCGUGUUGUAUAUGCCUUGACCGCUCCGGGUGUUGCCGGCGCUAUCUGCCAGACGAACAUUUUUGACUAUCGGCGAUUCCCAGGGCCCUGCCACUUUGGCCCUCCUCUGAGCAGCGUUGAAGUGCUCUUGACAGACGUUCCAAGGGAAGCAGAGUCUGACAGACCUGUAGAGGGCAAGAUCACUGUAAGUGGUCCUGCAGUUGUCUCCGGUAAAACGACUAUACCUAUUAGAGGACAUUUCCGUGAGGAUAACACACUCGAGUUGCUCCCCUAAGUGGAGUUCUUUUCGCUGAGGUAGUACUACCCUCCCUGUCCGGCUAACAAAAACGAGCAUCAUCUCCUGUCAUUGUCAAAUCUUAGAUUUAGAUAACCCGUCCGUAUAUCUACAACUCUGACUUCUAAAUGAAUCUGAAAGGAAAAGUUAUCUAUAUCUUUUGAUCUCGCUUCGUAUAAAGGUACUAUUUGAACAACAGUUGAGCUUGCUGGUAACCCAGCGUCGGCUUUUCUUUGACCUUCUCGGGCGCCAUCUCCAUUAGUGCCGCGAUUUGUUUCCGUACCUGCUCCAAGUUGGACUCCAAAGACGACUUAACUGACAUCUGGAGAUCGAUUCCAUUCACCUCCAACGCGAGCUUCAAUCCGUUGAAAAUAGGGAGGUUUUCUCGGAGCAGCUCAUCAGCCUGGUACCAAUCCUUAGAAUAGGUAGAGAAGUUUCCACGGUCCCAGCUCGCGGACAGCCGCCGGGCGUAGGCAAGAACGUCUCCGGUUUC
Monascus purpureus is the source of this 2266-nucleotide messenger RNA. The record is from the annotation of a GenBank genome assembly. NCBI's taxonomy places the organism in Eukaryota, Fungi, Ascomycota, Eurotiomycetes, Eurotiales, Aspergillaceae.